Molecule: messenger RNA, 2664 nt
Organism: Brugia malayi
Lineage: Eukaryota; Metazoa; Nematoda; Chromadorea; Rhabditida; Onchocercidae
Exons: 8
Coding region: 1-2664 (887 amino acids)
Source: RefSeq, a predicted model, not a curated record
AUGACUACAAAUUAUUCAUCGAAAUCUUCACCAAAAUGCAAUGGAUGUCAUUGUUUAGCGAUUCAAGCAGAUGAAAAUUAUAAACGUUUAGCUGAAUCAGAUAAUAUUCAGAUUACAAUGGAUAACAUUUCGAGCAACCAAACAAACCAAAUUAUCAACAAAAAGCUAUUACGGAAAACAGCAAAAGUAAAACCGGAAGAGGUAUCAACACCAACACAUUUCGAGCAUUUAGUACACAUUGAAGAUAUACAAUCGAAUGCUAAUAAUUUUGUUGCGACAGAAUUAUCACAUGAUCCAAUUAUUAGAAAUAUUUUCAAUAUGAUCGAGAAAAAUAUCGCUAAUACGGAUAGUAAUGCUAUUAAUGCUACUACAUCUACUGAUAAUGAUAAUAAUAUUACAGAAUUGUAUGUGGAAUCAAUCGUGGAAAAUCAGGAGAAUAAUUCUAAAAAUGUUACAGUUUACAUUAAUGAUAUUGAAACAUAUGAUAAUUUGAAUACUUUUACUGUAUCAUCUUGUGCGGUAAAUGAGAAACAAUCAGUGCUGAAACGAGAUAAUUUAAAAUUAAAUUUGAAAUGUAGCCGAAAAAUGUCAAAUGAUGAGAAACAUCAAUCGAUACCGCAUAGUUUAAAAUCAAAUUGCAAAAAAAUAAAUAAUCAAAAUAGCAUCAAAAGUUUCCUAAUGUUACCGAAACAUAAAAAGCUUACAUCAGUUUCAUCGUCAGAUUCGAUCGAAACAGUAUCAUCCGUUUCACCGUUCAAACCAACACCGAUACAAUCUCAGUAUGCUAAUCUUAAAAAUAAAGAAUCUACCUGUGAUGCUAUCAUUUCUCAAAAAACCGAACAGAUGACAUCAUCAUUGUAUGAGAAUCAACAGGAUGCUAUAACUGUCAACUCAAUGAAAACGGAUGCAAAUAGUUCUGAGAAAAAGCUUAUCGAUUUCAAAGAUCAGAUUGAAAUUCAACAAGCACUGAAACAGUUGGAUGAUGUAUUGGAUGAGCAAAUUGCCAUUGAAACUUCUCUAACUUCUUCAAAUCCAGAAAAAUGCAAUGUUGAAAUAUUUGAAGAGAAGAAUGAAACAACGAAACUAAAAGAUAAGAAAUCAGUGAAACAGUUAGUUGAAAUACUUGAUUCAAAGCAAUUACAGUUUAAAAUGCGAAAUAUGCCAUCAAAAUUACAUUCAACUAUAAUCAAUCAGGAUUCCGAUUUCACAUCCGAUAAUGAAGGUAACACGAAGGCAAAAGCUUCAUUAUGCAUAUCUGAUCCGGAAAUCACAUCAAAACCAUCACUUAUUGGUGUCAAUAUUUUUGGUCUUAAUGAUGGCAAAUCAAUAGCUGAAAUUAUUGCUGAGAAACGAAAUUAUGAAAAUUAUUCACUUCAUAAGCGUCCACCAGCAUCACCAAAACCGGUAUUGAAGAAAUCACUUCCAACUCCAAAACCGAGCACUUCGGAUGAGAGAGAACAAAAAUGGCUUCUUCCAUCAUCAUCAAAUCAAGUAGUAACUCAUUCAUCUGAUAUAUCAUUAGCUGAUAAUCGAAAAGAAAAUAUUAUCAUAACUGUGGAUAAGAACUCAAAAAUUCAAUCGAAACAACAGAAAAUAUCAAAUUCUGAAAUGCUAUCAACAAUUAUUAAAAUUGAUGAUAUACAAUCCUCUACAAAUUUUCAAUCAAUAACAACAACAACAACUAAUGCUACUACUCCUAUAACAACAACAACGGUUGAUAUUAAUUCAAAAGAUUUAAAUCAACAAUGUUUACCUGCAGUGCAGUAUUCGACAGCAAAUCAUAUUUAUGAAAAUUUAAAACAAAAUGGUAAUGAAAGAUACUUGGAAACAUCCUUUAAUGGACCAAUUGCAAUGACAGUAAUUAGUGAAAGCAAAAAUGGUACAACAAAAUCAGCGAACGAAGAUUCUUCACAUAUAUUUCAUCAUCAUCAUCAUCAGCAACAACAACAACAACAACAACAGCAACAACAACAGCAACAAAAGGAAUCUGUUAUUGAUAAAGGAAAAUUUUUUGCUGAUAAUACUUCAACCGCUUUAUCACACGUUACUUGUAAUCAUAAUGAUAAUGUAAAAUGGCGAAGCGAUCCUAAAAGACAAGCAAAUUUAGAUGUAUCGAAAUUAGAAAAUGAUCGAAAUUCAGAACCAGUACCACCACAACGUACGUGUUUUAAGCGCAAUAGCUACGGUUCCGUUUCGGAUAAAAGAAUAAUGCAGCGUAGUACUUCAAUGUUUUCCACUUCAACUAACAAAGAAUCGAAUGACAUUACAAACAAAUCAAUCUCUAACAUUAUUCAUCAACAUCCUCCUACAUCCAUUAAUCGAUCAUCAUCAUUGUCUAUUCCGGAAACAACACGAAUUAUAAUACGUCCUAAACCGGCACCACGACAAAUUGAUUGCAUGAAAAGAGCGACAGUCACUACUGAUAUUCCUGAGAUUGAAAAUAAAAGUUUUGGAAAAGAGCCGAAACGACCAGUGCCAAUACCACGACAAAGUAAACUUAAGACAACAUUGAAUGAUGAUUUAUUGAAAAAAACUUCAUUUGCUGUAACAAAAAUACAGCAUGGCAUCGUUAAUAGUCCGGAAUCGAUGAUAACAAUCGCAAAGACAAUGAGUAAAGUGAAUGUGGAAGAAAAUGAUAGAAACGAAUGGAUGUUACAUUUGUAA